Molecule: messenger RNA, 729 nt
Organism: Histoplasma mississippiense
Lineage: Eukaryota; Fungi; Ascomycota; Eurotiomycetes; Onygenales; Ajellomycetaceae
Exons: 4
Coding region: 1-729 (242 amino acids)
Biological process (GO): CAAX-box protein processing
Cellular component (GO): endoplasmic reticulum membrane
Molecular function (GO): metalloendopeptidase activity
Source: RefSeq, a predicted model, not a curated record
AUGGCACCCACGGGGUUUAUGGACAUGUUGAAAAGUCUAUAUAGUGAAGAUGAAAAACCGGCGCCUGUGCUUUCGAUUUACACGGCUGUUAUUCUUUCAGCUGGAAUUGUGGAGGGUGAGUGGAAGGAUUGGAUUCGUGGUCGCCGUGUAGCAGAAACACUUGGGGGAUGGAUAGGCUGGAGAAACUUUGUUGCUGGUCCCAUCACGGAGGAAGUCAUCUUCCGCUCAAUAAUUAUUCCACUCCACUUGCUAACUGAUCUCUCUCCUACCCAAAUUGUGCUUUUCGCCCCACUCUACUUCGGAAUUGCUCACAUGCACCAUUUCUAUGAGUUCAGACUUACCCACCCCCACACCAGUUUUACCGCCUCCAUUGCUAGAACUGUCUUUCAGUUUGGAUACACCACUAUAUUUGGCUGGUAUGCCACUUUCCUAUACCUUCGGACCGGCUCAUUGCCAGCUGUGAUUCUUGUCCAUGCAUUUUGCAACUACUGUGGACUACCCCGUCUCUGGGGACGAGUGGAAGCGCGGGAGUCUUCGAUCCCAAUCAUCACCAGGGGCAAGGAGGAUGCAGUCAGGGGAGCCGGCUCCACCUCACAUAGAUCAUUAAAUAUCGGAUGGACUGUAGCCUAUUACAUUAUCUUGGUUGUUGGAGCUCUUGCCUUUCACUCUCAGCUGUGGAGAUUGACAGAGUCACCCCAUGAGUUGGUGUCUUUCACUCCUCCUGCUUAA